GAGGGGUCUGUAAGGGUAGCCCCUAACCCGGAGCGCUCUCGGGAACCUCCCCCGCCCCGCCCCCAGCUCAGCACCCCCUUCCCUGGGCUCCCCCAGCCGGGCUCAGGCGGUUGCUGUAGUCGCCGCCGAGGGUGGACGCGCACUCAGCGGCUGCAGAGCCGGCGGGAUGGAGGAGGAGCUGGCGGGCGAGACUGAUGGCCUGCUUCCCUUGGAGAGACAGCUCCAUGAAGCCGCCCGCCGGAAUAACGUCGGGAGGAUGAAGGAGUUGCUCUGGAGGAGAGUCAACGUCAGGGCCAGAAACCAUGUGGGCAGGGUGGCCCUGCACUGGGCCGCAGGUGCCGGGCACGAGCAGGCUGUGCGGCUGCUUCUGGAACACAACGCUGCUGUGGACGAGGAGGAUGCGGUAGGGACCCCGUGGAGGCGUGUCUGUUUUGGGAUGAACGCGCUUCUCCUAUCUGCCUGGUUUGGCCACCUCCAGAUCCUCCAGAUCCUGGUAAACUCUGGGGCCAAGGUUCACUGUGAGAACAAGGACGGCCUGACCAUACUGCAUUGUGCAGCCCAGAAAGGCCAUGUGCUGGUGCUGGCAUUCAUAAUGGAGGACCUGGAGGAUGUGGCCCUGGACCGCACCGACCAGCUGGGAAGGACGGCGUUCCACCGGGCUGCUGAACACGGGCAGCUGGAUGCUCUUGACUUCCUUGUGGGCUCUGGCUGCGACCAUGGUGCCAAGGACAAGGAGGGGAACACAGCCCUACAUCUAGCUGCCAGCCGGGGCCACCUGGCUGUGCUACAGCGACUUGUGGACAUCGGGCUGGAGCUGGAGGAACGGAACGCAGAAGGCCUGACUGCCCUGCACGCGGCUGCUGAAGAGACCCACCUUGACUGUGUGCGGCUUCUCCUCAGGGCUGGGAGCAGCGUGAAUGCCCUCACCCAGAAGAAGCAGAGCUGCCUCCACUAUGCAGCCCUCGGUGGUUCAGAGGAUGUGGCCCGGGCCCUAAUCCAUGCAGGAGGCCGCACCAAUGUGGCUGACCAGCAGGGCGCCUCUCCUAUGCACCUGGCAGUGAGGCACAACUUCCCUGUCCUGGUGGAGCUCCUCAUCGAUGCUGGCAGUGACCUGGAUGCCACUGACAAUAGGCAGCAGACGCCUCUCCAUCUUGCUGCAGAACAUGCCUGGCCGGACAUAGCAGAGAUACUCCUGGUCGCUGGAGUUAACUUAAGCCUGAAAGAUAAGCAAGGAAAAACCGCCCUGGCAGUGGCCGCCCGCAGCAACCAUGUCAGCCUGGUGGACAUGAUCAUAAAAGCUGAUCGAUUCUACAGAUGGGAGAAGGAUCACUCCUUGUGCAGAGACCCCAGUGAGCCUUCUGGGCAGAGUGUGACCUUUAAGCAGGACCACCAGCAGGAGACGCAGCAGAUCCGCUCUGUGCUGUGGCAACUGGCCUCCAGGUCCCUGCGGGCCCAUGAGUGGAAGAAGCUGGCAUAUUGCUGGGAGUUCACCGAGGCCCACGUCCAUGCCAUUGAGCAACAGUGGACAGGCACCAAGAGUUAUCGGGAACAUGGCCAUCGGAUGCUGCUCAUCUGGCUGCAUGGUGUGGCCACAGCCAGUGAGAAUCCCAGCAAGGCGCUGUUCGAGGGCCUCGUAGCCAUUGGCCGGAGGGACCUGGCUGGUAAGAGUCCCCUGCCUGGCUCCUGUUCAGCACAGUGCAGCCCCUGGGUCAGAGUUCCAAGAAGCUGCUGGGAUGUCGCAGGGUACAUGGAGGGCCACUCGGACCUCCAUGCCAUGGAGCAGCUCUGAGCUUUCUAGAUUCCUGGUCCCACCUCUGCCUCCUGGAGCUCCAGCAGAGCCUUGGGUAAAUCAGAGAACCUCCUGGCAUCGGUUUCCACAUUUAUUUUGACCUGGAGGAUCCCUGUGACCUUCACAGUUCCAAAGUCACUGCUACCCUCAUCUCUAUCACUUCAGCCUUCUAUACUUUGAUUUUCCGCUCCUUGUUUGGAGUAAGAUGGAAACAGCCUGUAGAUAUCCUUUCACAGACAUUAAUACAUAUAGGCCAGAACUGGCUUCAUAUGAGUUGAUUUGGUUAGUUAAAACUUCUGAAACCAUCACACCCUAUUUGAGUCUGUCAACCCCAAAAGCUUGUAU
Molecule: messenger RNA, 2134 nt
Organism: Condylura cristata (star-nosed mole)
Lineage: Eukaryota; Metazoa; Chordata; Mammalia; Eulipotyphla; Talpidae
Gene: ANKDD1A
Product: ankyrin repeat and death domain containing 1A
Exons: 14
Coding region: 167-1789 (540 amino acids)
Biological process (GO): signal transduction
Molecular function (GO): protein binding
Source: RefSeq, a predicted model, not a curated record